Molecule: messenger RNA, 913 nt
Organism: Moneuplotes crassus
Lineage: Eukaryota; Ciliophora; Spirotrichea; Euplotida; Euplotidae
Source: the annotation of a GenBank genome assembly
AUGAGUUGAAUUAUUGCUACUGCGGGUUAUGACCAGUGCAUAAAAUUCUGGGAUCUAAACAACUGCACUAGAUCAAUUCCUUUCACAGACUCAGCUGUUAACAAAAUAAUUGUUUCGCCUGAUAAGGAUUACCUUGGAGUAGCUGCUCAUACACAGUUGCAUUUGUAUAAAAUCGAAGGAUUCUCACAGAAGCCUGAUAAGACCUAUCUUGAUAAUAAAACAAAUAUCACCGACCUUGGAUUUGAGAAGGACUGCAAGUGGCUCUUCACAAGCUCUGAGGAUGGCAUCCUACAGAUCUUUGACUAUAGGGCUGAAGGUUUCCAGAUGAAAUAUGAGAAUUCCUGAUGUAUCAAUUCUGCAAUAUUGCAACCUCUCCAAAGCGAGAUCUACUUUGGAGAUGACAAGGGCACUAUUGGCAUUUGGGACCUUGUCAAGAACGAGCCUAGGAUCCUGCAAGAAGAUCCUGAACAAGUGGCUAUUCGAUCAAUCGAUAUCACAGUUGAAGGUUCCAAACUUUGAGCAGCAAACUCUGAGGGAAUGGUGUUCGUGAGAAAUCUUAAUGAUAAGGGAGAAUAUGUACUCAUUGAGGAUAUAGAAGCCCACAUCGAUAGUUAUAUUUUGAAAUGCAAGUUUAGCAGAUGAGGACAAUUUAUAGCAACCUGUAGCAGCGAUCGGACACUUAAGAUAUGGGAAUGCGACGAUGAGAACUCUUAUGAGGAAAUCCAAGAGCUAACAGGUCACACUGGAUGGGUAUGGGAUUGUGCAUUUACUGUAAACUCAGAUUACUUAGUUUCCGUUUCCUCAGAUGCUAUACUAAAAAUCUGGGAAGUAGAAUCAGGCGAUCUCAGAAGGGUACUCAAAGGUCAUGCAAAAGGAAUAACCACACUUGCUUUCUCUGAUUACUAAAACUUCC